AUGGAUAGACUAUUCAAGCCAGAAUCGCUGGAGUUGGAUCCAGAAGCUGCAACACGAUACAAGCACUGGAAACUGAACUUUCAAAGUUUCUUGACAGAAGUAGAAGCAGCACAAACAGCUCUAGGGGAACAGGGACGACAAGUAAACAAACGUUUAUUGAUUUUUCGAUAUUUGUCCCACAAAAAUUAUGCACAUGUAGAAGACUGUGAAACUUUUGAAGCUGUCAUUUCAGAACUUGACAAACUUUAUGUUAAACCAAAAAGCGAUGUGUAUGCCCGCCACCAAUUGAUGACUAGAAGCCAGAUACCCGGAGAAACGCUUACCGAAUUUUUAUUAGCUUUGAAGACUUUAGCUAAAGAGUGUACAUUUAAAGCUGUAACUUCAGACCAAUACCGUGAUGAGCUAACAAGAGAUGCUUUUAUCAAUGGGUUAUCAACUUCUUCGAUUCGUGUUCGUCUACUCGAAAAUGAAGAUUUAACACUGAAAACAGCUUUUGAAAAAGCAUCUAUGUUAGACAGAGCACAGAAGCAAUCAAUAUCAUAUGUACAUGAUUCUAGUAUGGCAGCUACUGCAACUAAACAAGAUGAGCAAAGAAGAAUAAAACACUGUACUAAAGAUGAAUCAUAUAGUUCUGCUUCAGAUGUUUCUUUUGAAGAAUUUAAAAAAACUGACAAUGUUGCAGUAUCAUACAAGACUAAAAGAAAGUUCUCUAGAAAAUGCUUCUUUUGUGGGGGUAAGAUUCAUGUGCGUUUUAAAUGUCCUGCCAAGGACUCUGAAUGUUACAGUUGUGGAAAAAUUGGUCAUUUUGCCAAAAUGUGCAAAUCGAAGAACAGAAAAGCUGAUAGUAAAAGUAUGGUAGCUUCUUUUCGACAUUGUUCUGCAUUUACAUCUGUUGCAGCCACAAGAAGUUUGAAAGCUGCUCUAGUUGAAGUGUUCAUCAAUAGUUCUAGGGCUGUUGCUCUUGUGGACUCUGGAGCAACAGAUAGUCUCAUAGAUGCCAAAUUGACUAGAAAACUUGGAUUAAAGCUCAAAUUAGAGCAAUGUAAAAUCUCAAUGGCUUCUACAACUAAAAUAGGCAGCUAA
Messenger RNA from Styela clava, 1083 nucleotides. RefSeq lists its product as uncharacterized. Gene Ontology annotation, biological process: proteolysis. The record is from RefSeq and is a predicted model, not a curated record. Lineage: Eukaryota; Metazoa; Chordata; Ascidiacea; Stolidobranchia; Styelidae. Gene Ontology annotation, molecular function: zinc ion binding; aspartic-type endopeptidase activity; nucleic acid binding.